GUUAGAGAUUGGCUGUCGGUUUCCCUGUGUCAUUGUUUACAGUGCAGCAGUGCAGUGCAGCUUCGCAAGACGAGCCCGAGAGAGCAGAGAGAGAGGCAGACUGCAGGCGGUUGAGGCUAAGAGGAGGACUCUUUAGGUUGUGUACAAGUGUUCAGAGUGAAGUUGAAGGCUUAGAAACAUGCAGGCGACGUACUGGAUUACCCUGGCCAUGUGCCUGGCUGUAGGCUUCUGUUCUGCACAAAAACCGCAGCAUUGCAGGUCUCCACCUCUUUAUACCGGAGGCAUGACUGUGGGAACCCAAAAUGAGCAACUGUGGGCUGUUGGGGGGUAUGCCUAUGAUGCCAUCACCCAGCGUAUCCACUUGGGAGAAGUGGGGACUUACAACAACAAGAGCUUCACCUACGAUGCCCUCAUGCUCUUCCAGGAGGAAGUCCUGUACGAGAUCAACCACCAUGACAAGACCUGCGUGAAGAAGGCCCUGAAGUCUGACUUCCACCCCAUGGAGGUGCCCAAGGCGGCCAGUUUCGUCUCCCAGGUGGUCCUGGGAACCUCCUCGGGACCUGGAGAGGGUCUGCUGGUCAACUCCUGGUGGGGGGACAUGCCUGACAAGAGUGGCAAUUACAUGCUGUCCUUCACUGAGUUUGGUUGCCUGCCCGUCUCUGCUCUUGUAAAGACAAAGAAUAUGGGAUGGAUGAGUGUGAGCUACUUCAACAACAUGCUCGGGGUCGAUCCCAAUGUGUUCAUCCCACCACCAUUUUGCAAGGACGCCAAGCUGGAGGAUGGGGAGAAGGCUGAUUUCUUCUCCAUUUUUCACUGAGAAUGGUGGGAGUACUGUAUUUUUUCUGUCGAGAGGGCUAUGGAGGAUCCCAUCAUGCACUUGAUCAAGGAAUAUAUCUGAUUUCACUGUAAUAAAGGCAAGAUGCAAAAACCAAGACAUGCUUUUCAUACAUUUCCAUCACUGAUUAUUCUUUGUUUUUGUUUUUUGAAAACUGUAGUCGGGUUAAUUUUUUGAACACCCUGGAAAUUCUUUCACAGCCAGUUGUAAAGUUCAGCUAAAAAAAACAAGAUUGGAUGGAAAGUUAUUUGCAAGUACACCUUUAAGGCAAAUAAUGUAGUUAUUUUAUCAAGCUGUUGAAAUGUUUGAAUGUCUUGAUCUAUGGCACUUUUUCCCUGAAUGGUUGGAAUUCAUUCUAAUAAAGUUUUUGAUUCAGCUUUA
Alosa sapidissima (American shad) is the source of this 1216-nucleotide messenger RNA. RefSeq names its product ependymin-like 1 (gene epdl1). The record is from RefSeq and is a predicted model, not a curated record. The transcript is spliced from 6 exons. Gene Ontology annotation, molecular function: calcium ion binding. Gene Ontology annotation, biological process: cell-matrix adhesion. Gene Ontology annotation, cellular component: extracellular region; lysosome. Bases 179 to 817 code for a protein of 212 amino acids. Lineage: Eukaryota; Metazoa; Chordata; Actinopteri; Clupeiformes; Clupeidae.